Messenger RNA from Micropterus salmoides (largemouth bass), 2310 nucleotides. It is a transcript of the gene rnf11a, whose product is annotated as ring finger protein 11a. The record is from RefSeq and is a predicted model, not a curated record. The transcript has 3 exons. NCBI's taxonomy places the organism in Eukaryota, Metazoa, Chordata, Actinopteri, Centrarchiformes, Centrarchidae. The coding region runs from base 316 to 759 and encodes 147 amino acids.
CAAAUCAUAUCAAUUUCCGGUUUGUGUUUUUGUAAACACAAGAAGCCUACAAACCGAGCAGACACGCAAAAAAUCACUUCGCUGUGACGGUUAAAAUUUAUGUCACCAGUAGUUUUAUAGCUCAGAAUUCGGCGUUUUUGACGUGAAGAAAGCGACGUCGGUUCUCCAGUUGAUUUUCCGUCAGGCUCUUCACGGAAUGACAAACAACAAACUAUUAGCUAAGAGCUAACUUAGCUACGCUAACGUCAAGCCUGAUCGUAACGUGUCUUGUCACCCCAACAACGAAGUGGACAUUCUCAUGGUGGCCUCAGUUCAAUGGGGAACUGUCUGUUUUCACAAGGUGCGGAUGACCUGUCGCUGCUGAACGAGUCCGAGGGGGGCAGUCUGCCCGGAGAGCCUCCGCCGCCCUACCAGGAGCGCAUCCAGCCAGUGCCAGUGUACCAUCCCACCCCAGGCGAGAGUCGUCUGGCUUACCAGCUGACCGAGGAGGAGCAGGUCCGUAUUGCCCAGCGAAUCGGUCUCAUCCAGCACCUGCCCAAAGGCAUCUUUGACCCAGGCUCUGACCCAUCUGACAAGAAAGUUAAAGAGUGUGUAAUCUGCAUGAUGGAUUUUGAGUACAGCGAUCCCAUUCGGUUUUUGCCCUGCCUUCAUAUUUACCACGUGGAUUGUAUUGACCCCUGGCUGAUGCGCUCCUUCACCUGCCCCUCCUGCAUGGAGCCGGUAGAUGCAGCCCUGCUGUCCUCUUACGAAACCAACUGAGCAGCCUCAUGACAGCUGCUCCCGCCUACAAGUAACUGCACCUUUUUUUUUUUAACCAAAGCUGCCCAAGCUGUUCAGACAGGCAGCCAAGGUGAUGUGGCAUUAUGCAGAUGUUUGGAGGUUGUUUUAGGAUGCAGACAGAUGUUGAAAACUGUGACCUACAGUACAAUGCUUUGGUCUGAUAUGCACCUAAUUGGGCUUAGGAAACAUUUUGCCUUUUACAGUAGGACAACGUGCCAAAUCAAGCUAGAUGAAGAAUAUGAAAAGCUGUACACGUAGCAACAUAUUACUGCAAAGUCAUUUCACGUUUGUAUGACUGACAGUAUGUUCUAAUUUAAUUACAUUUUUAUGGUAAUUAGAUGCAUAUAAAUUAUCUUCCCCUUUCAAGACAUAAUGUGCAAUAUGUUAUCAAUGGAGAAAAUUGGUCUUGAUCAAGUGGGCAUCAUUGUUUGUGAGAAAAGCUGGUGAAAACAUGAAAUGCAGUUGAUUCAAAUAAACCUUUGGCCUUGAAUGUUACAAAAACACAGGCCUCUCUACUGAAAUGUCAUCAAAACGUAGAAAAUUUACAUUUUUCUGAGUAAAGAUAUGCUAUGAGGUCCCAUGAACCUUCAUGUCUACCGUGUCGUGAGAUAAAUAGGUGUAAUUUCAGCUUUUGAAGAUUGAAUGCGUUUGGUUUUUUUGACUAGGGUCUUGUUGUGUGCACUGUAGUUAUUUUACCUUUGAAGCUGCUUUUAUUAAUGUGGAUCUGUUUUUUGGCUUUUCCACAAUAUGGAUCCUCUCCUUUACUUUGCUCUGUGUUUUGAUUUAAACAUCAGUCUUUAGUGUGUCCUUUUCAUUGUUUACCGUCAGAGACAUUUACGACGACAAGAUAUGCUGUGCAAUCCCCCUUAAGGCACCUUGAGAUACCCUUCAUCUGCCACUUUGUAGCUUUUAGAUUUCGUAGAGGAUUGUGAGUUUUUAUAUGUGUGUGUUGGGUUUUUUUCUUUUUCUUUUUAGGGGACGGUGGUUAGGGAUAGGCAUGUCGAGGUAACAUUGUGAAUUAACCUUGUUAUAGUUACCUCUCUCUUUCUAGUUUGAAGCUGGUUUUGUCUUGUGUUGAUUGCCUUACAACAAGUGAUGCAUUUCCAGAGCUCCGGGGUGCAGGAUAAAAAAAAAUGCUUAGAAACUACAGCAGUACAAAGGAAUGUAUCUUGAAUAUAAAGCUUUCUUUCAGCUUUUAAAGAUUUGGACAGUAUACUUGACAAUAAGAGGACAUUUCUGAUUUACUCAGGCUGCUGUGCCUUUCAAGGUUGAGGUAAGCCAAUUCCUGUGAUGUACAAUCGUUUCUCACAUGACUUGUAUUUUCAUUUUAGUUGUCCUCUAGGGGGAGAUGGAUACCAGCACUGUAUUGAUUUGUGUCACUAUCAAAUAGGCCUAGGGGGAAGCCAGAAGUUUGCUCUGGCUGCUGUUAACAAUCAUUUUGUGUUUUAAUUUGUAAUGUGUGCCACUGGUGCACAGGUUUAUAGGAAAACCAUGAAACCACAAUAAAAGUGGAUACCAAAUUUUACACAA